Molecule: messenger RNA, 1713 nt
Organism: Galendromus occidentalis (western predatory mite)
Lineage: Eukaryota; Metazoa; Arthropoda; Arachnida; Mesostigmata; Phytoseiidae
Exons: 4
Coding region: 1-1713 (570 amino acids)
Biological process (GO): transmembrane transport; monocarboxylic acid transport
Molecular function (GO): monocarboxylic acid transmembrane transporter activity
Source: RefSeq, a predicted model, not a curated record
AUGGUGGAACUCGAUGGAGCAAAUAGACGAAAUACGAAUCAUGCUGUCCUAAACAAGCUACUAUCUAGGCAAGAUGAAGGAAAUCUAGAGGCUCCGGCAACAAUCCGGAAUGAGUCGAACAUCGCGUCGGAAGCCCUCGGGGCAUCCGCCGCAUCUAGGCCAGAGGCGACCGGCCUCGGUCCCAGGACGGGAUCGAAGUCGCUAUCACCGUCGACGCUUCGGAGUCCUGGUCUCGCGCGAAUACGUCAUGACGACUCAGAAAAUUCAUCUUCGAGCCGGUCGUCGUCGUCGGGAACUCGCAAGAAACAACGGCUCCCACCCGAUGGAGGAUGGGGUUGGAUGGUCGUGUUGGCAUCGUUCGCUAUAAAUUUGAUCUCAGAUGGAGUUUCGUCAUCACUCGGAGUUUUCCUGCCAGACUUGACACUGUACUUCAAAGUAGGACGAGGCCAUGCGGCGUGGGUAGCCAGUCUCUUCCUCUCUAUGCCACUCUUGGCCGGUCCGAUUGCCUCUUGGCUCACGGAUCGUUAUGGAUGUCGGCGUGUCUGCAUAAUGGGCUCCAUCUUGGCGUCAUUGGGAUUCGUGCUCUCCUACUUUUCCAACUCGCUCGCUCUUCUAUACGUCACGUUCUCAUUCGCGGGGUUCGGGCUCGCUCUCUGCUACGUUACGUCGGUCGUGAUCGUCGCAUACUACUUCGAAAAGAAGCGCUGCCUCGCGACCGGGCUCUCAGUCUGCGGCUCCGGCGUUGGCACCUUCAUAUUCGCCCCGCUGACCUACAUGCUCGUGGCAGAAUACACUUGGAGGGGAACAUUGCUCAUCUUCGCUGGAUUCUUCCUGAAUAUGGUUGCCUCAGGCGCCCUGAUGAGGGACCUCGAUAUUCAAAACGAAAGCGACGAUGAAGAAGACAAUCACAGCGCCGUAUCAAGCCAAUGGAACUCUGCCAGUCACCUGGACGACGGCAAACGGAUGUAUCAUUCCUUAUUGCAAUUGCCUACCUAUCUCUCGAAUGAGUCCCCGAAACUACCCGUGCAGGUUCUCACGGAGAUGUCAUCAAAAGAAAAAGGUCACUUGAAGUCUCUUCUAGAGCUAUAUCCGAACCUGUGGCAUGACGUGCUGAACCAAAAUGACGACCCCUACUUGACUGUCAAGUCUUCUCCGUUAUUCAAAACCAUCCAAGAGCACCGGGUAUUGGAGGAUGUUUCCACCCUCUUCCGAAAUGAUUGGGAGAAGAAAAUCCCGAAACUCGAUGAAACGUUAGAAAUGCAAUCUCAAAGCUCCGCUACGCUACCAGGCGAUGCCACCACUACCAUUCCCAGCGCAAGAAAAGAAACCGUUCUCUCUCUUGAUCCGGGCGCAGCGAAUAAUGGUGUCGUCAGGAGUAGUUUAGCUUGUGCUACGGUGAGCACGAAGAAAUCUUCAAGUUUGCGCCAGAAUAGACAGGCUAGCAUUGGGCCACUGCCCUUACUUCCAAGAGACAGGGCCAACUCUGCGGCCUAUCUACGCAACUUGAGAUUGCAGCGGGGCUCUCUUACCUAUCGAGGAGCCAUGCUCAACAUUAAAAGGUAUCGACUCAAGGCUUCUAGCUGUCCGAACAUUUAUCGAAAUUCCAUGACCACCAUCCAUGAUAUGGACUCCACUCCUUUCGAAUUCUUCGAAGACCUGAGAGACGUUGUAUGCGACAUGAUGGAUGUCAGACUACUGACAAAUUUUAAGUGA